CCGCCCCGAGGCGGAGGUGCUGGAGUAGGGACAGGCCCGUCGGGACUCUUACUUCGGCGAGGAGCCCGCAGUUCGUCGUGCCCGCCCCGCUCCGCGCCGGGCAGCUCUUCCCCGCUUCUCGCAGCCAGCAGCCAGGUGCUCCGUCUCGGGAUGCUGCCCAACCUCAGCGGCUAUUACCGCUUCGUCUCCCAGGAGAAUAUGGACAAUUACCUGCGCGCGUUGGAUAUCAACGUGGUCCUGCGCAAGGUGGUCUGCCUGCUGAAGCCUGACAAAGAGAUCAUACACACAGGAGACCACAUGGUCAUCCGCACAAUCACCUCCCUGCGGGACUACGUCAUGGAUUUUGACCUUGGGGUCCAGUUUGAGGAAGACCUGGGACCCGUAGAUGGGCGCAAGUGCCAGACGACUGUUUUCUGGGAGGGUGACCAGCUGGUAUGUGAGCAGAUAGGGGAGAAGAGGAACCGCGGCUGGCGACACUGGCUAGAGGGAGACCGGCUGCAUCUGCGCAUGACGGCUGAAGAUGAGGUCUGCGUUCAGGUCUUCCAGAAAGUGAAGUGACCGCUGGCUGCUGGGACACAUGCCCAGGUCGGGGCCCCACUCUCCAGUGUGAACUGCUUCAGAUUAAAGAAGCAAACUCGAUGGCAGCGAGCCAGGCUCCCUGUA
Messenger RNA from Meleagris gallopavo (turkey), 663 nucleotides. RefSeq names its product retinol binding protein 5 (gene RBP5). Gene Ontology annotation, molecular function: lipid binding. The record is from RefSeq and is a predicted model, not a curated record. Lineage: Eukaryota; Metazoa; Chordata; Aves; Galliformes; Phasianidae.